AGACAGAGAGGGAAGAUAGAAUAGAGACACUAGCAGGUGCUGAAGAUAGAAAAAAAUCAUUAGUGAUAGGGUGCCAAAAAAACAACAAAGCAAUCAGGGAGAAGUGUGUUUAAAGGAAAAAGUAAAGAACAGAACAGAGUCAGACACUCAAACUCUCUGAUUUAAAAAAAAAACAAAAACUGGAGCACACUUAUUUUUUAGCUCUUUAUCCUUCUUUGGUACGGAUUCUCCUUCCUCGAUCAUCCUCUUCUUCCUCCUGCUUUCCUCUCUGACACACAGUGCCACCAUGGAAACUGGAAGCCCUAGGAAGAUACAGUUCACCGUCCCUCUACUGGACACCCACUUGGACCCAGAGGCAGCUGAACAGAUCAGAAGACGUAGACCCACGCCUGCCACUUUAGUGGCAUCCAGUGAUCAAUCAUCACCAGAAAUUGAUGAAGAUCGUCUCCCAAAUCAGUUGUACAAGGCGGCCUUGUUGAACUCCCCUCGACAACGGCGAAAAGGGCAAAAAGGAACACCUACAAUGAAAGAGCUACAGUUCCUGGUAGAGCACCACCUGUACAGGCAGCAGCAGGGAGCUGGGGACGAAUGCUCCUCAGAGAGCUGCCUGUCAGACCGGCCCAGCCCUGACUCUGUGCCCACGGGAGAGGAGCUCCCACACGACGACGAGGCCACUGCAGAGGCCUUUGAGAAACUGCGUUGCCAAAUGGAGGAGUUCUCGAGAGAGAGUCUAUUAGAGGCUGCCGGUGGGCUUGAAUGUCCCCUCUCCAAGGAGAAAGAGGAUUGUUCCAGUGUUGCUAAUGUAGUAGAUCCCUCAUCGCAACAAAACAGUGCACAAGCAGAAACAAAAGCAGGAGUGAGUCAGCCAGCAGAGGAGAAGACAAAGAAAUCCAGCCUGAAGACAGAGAAAUAGAGCAGUCCUCUGUGCAACACAAUGCUGCUCAGUCAGCCCUACAAAAUGACAGAAGAUUGUGUCUGCAGAUUUACUUUUUAAAAACAUCAGGGCAUUCCUCUAUGGCCAGGCCUUAGUUACCACCUUGAGAACAAGAGCAAAGGUUUCUACAUUUAUUUUGUGUCAAAAAAUCUUGUGUAAAGGGACAGUUGUAUAAUUAUAUUUGUUUUUAUUAUAGCUCCCCCUGCACUAAAUUAAAACUAGCCGAUUGUAGUUAAUGGGAGAGGCUUUUUUGAAUGUCUCACUCACACAUUCAUUAUCAUAAUCUGUCACAACUGACAAGUUUAAUAUCCCGUUUCAUUUUCAAAGGCAACAAAUAUUCUAAGUGUAAUCCAUUUAGACAUUUUUUUUAACCAGUUAAUAUGUGCCAUGAAUUUAACAGUGAUUGUUCCAUCUCACAGCAAUAAAACAGUAUGAGCAGCUCGAAAAUAACUAAAGCCAAAACCAUCAAUUUAAAUUCAAAUGAUCAUAAUCAGUAAACAUAGAAAUAGGUGGGAAGCAAAUAUCGGUUUAUAUUUAAAAAUAUAUAUAUAUUUUGAGUCAUUGGGUUGAUAUCUACAAAUAUUUAUGAGACCACUGAAAGAAAAUUUGGCAUCAUUAAUAAUUAUUUAAUUAAACAAGUGGCAGAAAAUUGUUCAGCAGCUAUUUUUAUAUUCUAUUAUUUUGGUUUCAUUUGAGGAGUGGUUCUCAAACUGUAUGGCAGGCAUCCCUGGUGGAGCGUACAACAACUUUACAGGGGUGACCUCUGUUUUGUUGAGUUAUAAUUUUUUUAUUGUUACUGAUGGAUGAAAGUUGUUGAGAUGGAGCUUUAACUCUGCUGGGCUUCUGAAGGGGGGACAUGCUAGAAAAUGUUUGCGAACCACUGCAUUAAACUGUGUCUACACAGAGCGCAUUUCAGACUUGCUCUUCGGUCAUUUGUCCUACAUAUGUCUGACAGAGCAGUUGCUCAUAUUUUAAACACACUGGACAUUAAAUGAAAUUGACUCAAUAGAUUUCUAUUUUCAUGCUUUGAAUCUGUUUUCAUACAUUCUGUGCUUGCAAGUACAGUGAUUGUGUCCUCUAAGGUUUUCAAUGCUUCCAAAAUUACCUACAACUCAAUACUUUUUUUCAAGGCCUCCUUUGUGACAGAGACUGAACAGAUUUCUGUGUAGAUGCAGUUUCGUGCUCUGCGGUUAUAAAAUGAACAAAACAAGUCUUGCCGUGUCUGGGAAACUGUCUGGGACAUUUUAAAUCUCAUCAUUUCUAGAUUAAAUGAUUCGUGAAUAAACAAAGAAAAUGGAUGAAUUACAAUAACAGUUUGUUGCAGCUUUAACAGCAUGUAUAGCCUACAGAUAUCUACUCUGCAAGAUGUAAUUCCAAUCAGAGUUCAGUCCAGUCAUCAGAAAAAGGACUAAUUACACUGUAACACCUGUACCUCCAUUUUUGUUUUCAUUUUUCAGAAUAGCAUUUUCAAAAUGGAGAAUUACUCACAACACAAACGGGAAGGCGCAUCUUGUCAAGCAAAAGAAAAGAAAAGUUCACCAGUUUGUUGAGAUGCUGAUGUAGUCCCCUGGUUAUGCUUUAGGACUACUGCUAACAACUGUCUGCCUGUAGCUUGAAAGCCACAGGGGAGACAUGUUUAUUUAGUUCCUUGUUUGUCUGGUUAGGAUUCAGACUACUGUCAGUCAGAUACAGAGACACACAUGCAGACAGCUGAAGAGAAACAUUUCUGAAAUGAAGCAAAAUGAACUGUGACUCCAAAAAGGGAUGACUGCAAUUUCAGCAAGAUGUCAAAGUUACAUCAUUUUACGUUACUGUAAAUCAAGUGUUUUAUUCUUUAAACCUCAUGUGAGUAAUUGUUGCUCAAUAAGAAGAACGAUAAGUCCGUUUACAGUGAUUUACGUAAUGAUAACUAGACUGUUACCAUUCUAGUUGAUAAACAGGAUACAAGCGAUUGCAUUUGAGGCUCCAUUUGCAUAUUUAGGAUUAACAAGGAAGAAUCCUCCCCCAGUGAGCAAAUUGCACCCUCAUUUUUGACACAUGAAUGCUUCUUGGGAAUUUAAAUUCUGGUCAUAAAACACUCUCUUGCAUGGCACUGAAUGUACAGUGACUUGUUGUCUAUACCCAAGGUAUCUUCUGUGCUUCAUUUUGUACAAAAAAAACCCCAAACAAAUUUAAACACAUUUUUAAAAACUGCUGCAUUCUCUUUUAAUUCUACUUUGUAACAAAGACAUCAUAAAGUCAUCAGCACACUAAAUAUUUGUCAUCGUGUAAUCUGUUGUUUGUAUCACUGAAAUGGCAUUAUGUGACAAUCCUUCUAUAACCUUCACACCAUACUUGACAUGUCUGAAAGAAGUAAAUGAGCAAAACUGAAACUGAAACUAGUUUCAGUGUCACUUUAGGAGAUUAAUCAGCCACAGCAAAAAGUUGUUUAUAACUCAGUCGCCAAUAAUGGUCACUUUAUCCACAAUGAACAAGAAGGACAGUAAAACAUUCCUGUGCAAGCUUUAUGUUUUUAUUCUGCAAUGUAUUUAUGGACAAAAUUGUUUGUUUUGUUUUUUUGAAUGGUAGU
Molecule: messenger RNA, 3503 nt
Organism: Archocentrus centrarchus (flier cichlid)
Lineage: Eukaryota; Metazoa; Chordata; Actinopteri; Cichliformes; Cichlidae
Product: protein phosphatase 1 regulatory subunit 1A
Exons: 7
Coding region: 287-913 (208 amino acids)
Biological process (GO): intracellular signal transduction
Cellular component (GO): cytoplasm
Molecular function (GO): protein phosphatase inhibitor activity
Source: RefSeq, a predicted model, not a curated record